Molecule: messenger RNA, 3060 nt
Organism: Orbicella faveolata
Lineage: Eukaryota; Metazoa; Cnidaria; Anthozoa; Scleractinia; Merulinidae
Product: dynein axonemal intermediate chain 7-like
Cellular component (GO): axoneme
Molecular function (GO): microtubule binding; beta-tubulin binding
Source: RefSeq, a predicted model, not a curated record
GCUAACCUUAUUUUAUCUACCAAAACCUAAAGUCGGUGGCAUAUGCUAGAUCAAUGACAUAAUGUCAUACCAUUUGACAGACAGUCCAUUAGCCCUAGGGCAUCAGAUAGAAUCUGGUGAAUGAUUUCUCGAUUUUCACAUACUGUGCCCAAAAGUUGCACAUGUUAUGGUCCUGCAAUCAUUUGACCUGCCGAUACUCCUGUUCAACCCAGUGACUGUAUGCUAGGGAGAUGGAGUUGCUUGUCAUGGCAAACACUGGGGAGGUGUCCCCAAACACCCCUUAGACCUGAUUGUUUUUUGUGUUUCUCUCUCUACAUAUCUGUGAUCAUGUUAUUUAGUCAAUGCGUUUCAAGGCAACUUUGUACCAGGUCUAAAAAAAUUCCAUGCAGUUUUACUUUCUACUCGUUUUGGGGGCCCGUAGGAGGAAUCAGGAGCAACUAAUUUCAUCUAUGGAUACCAGCCUAUUUGCUGAGUGGGCUACCCUCAGCUGGUAAAAUAACUGGACAUUAUGUUUAUGUUUGCAGUGGGAAAGGUACAUGCUCUGUGAUGGAAACCCUGAUCCACUCAACACACGUGAGCUCAGCACUUACAUGAACCUCUGGCGAGAUGAUAAAGAAUACAAGUCCGUUCCAGUUGUACUCAGUGAAAGUGAAGGAACUUUGAAGCUUAUUGGAGAGCUGGAGAAUUUUAUAUCCAUUUCAGAAGAAGAAGGAUUCACAGAAGAUGAGGUUCAAAGGCUUAAACAGUCUGUGCUUAACCUUCAAGAGCUGAUCAGCUAUAAACUUGAUGAGGCUACCAUGAAUCUACUGCAGAAUGCAUCUGGUGAUGUAGAUCCUGAUACACAAAAUUUGCAGUUUACAAGUGGCUCAGAAAAUGUGACAGUUUGUGUAUGGGGAAAUGUAGCCAAGAAUCCAAGAGUGAAGUCCUUCUCAUUUGAAAAGAUGGGGUUCACAAUGGAAAUCCCAAGAGUUCUUGCUAUUGGGAAUGUGGCUGUUCGUGUUAUGUACACCAGAUAUGAUCAUCUCUCUCCCUUGUCCAAAUCAUUUUACCCCAAGAUCAAAGUUAAACCUCCAGAGGUAGUGGUGGAAGAAGCACCUCCAGCAGAAGAAACAGAUGCAGAUGGGACAGGUGAAGGUAAUGAUGGAACUGACAAAGAAGGAGCAGAGGAGUCACUGGAGGCCAUACCACCAAAAUCUGCCUCACAAGCCAGCCGUGCAAGUAAAGCAAGCAGAAAAAAGAGUGGAAGAACCAGCAGUGGUAAAAGUAGUCGUAGUCGUAGUCGCAAAGCCAGUGCUAAGAGUGUUCGAAGUCAGGUCAGUGAUAGUGAGACUCAACAAGACAAAGAAGGGGAAGCUAAAGAAGGAGACCAAGAUGGUGAGGGAGGUGAGGACAAACCUGGGUCAGCUGAUCAAGUGCUUGACGAGGCUGCAACAGGACUGGAAAGUGGGCUGGAUGAGGAAGAGGAGGAAGAUGACGAUGUUGUGGACCUGAGAGCAUUUAGUGCUAUUGGUCCACUUAUGUUUAUUGAGCUUCUGGAUCUUCCACCACAGCCUAAAGUUGUUAAUGGGUGGAUCAUGCAGCAGAUUGUAUCUUCAGAGCUCAAACGAGUGAAUUAUCAAGUUGAGGGGCAGACAGCUUUAGACUCAAACUCAACAACCAGCACCCCUGCCCCACCCAACUCUGCAUCAGCAUCUCAAGUGCAAAUAGCCAACCCACCAGUAAUGAUCACAUGCAAGCUCCCUGGAAAUGUCAUGUAUUUUGAACAGCCCCAGCUGGCACAGUGGGAUUCAGCAAAAAACAACUGGAGACUUGACACAUUUACAGACACACAAUACAAUGAAGAAGAGAGAACUGUGUUAUUGAAGAUGUCGACCUUUGGUCCCAUUGCCACUUUUCAGGAUCUCUAUCUUAACAUGCCAUUCCAGUCGUGGGAACUACGUCCUCAUGCUACCAACAGCUGUCUGUUCACCCUUAUUGCUGCCAUUAUUGAACUGGAAAUUGAAAUUAAGGAUUCUUUGUGUGCUUUGACCCAGCCAGACAAUACUCCUGAGCUUGCUCAUUUGAAAGGAAAAUGGAUGAAACCACAACAGCUGAUUGAGGCCAUGCAGAAGGCUGGAGUGAAUGUUUUUCCAGCUGUUGAUGCAGAAAAAUAUGUCAGCAUUAAUUCCAAGGAGAAUUGGUUGGAGAAUAACAUUUACCAGGAAAUGUCAUUGACAGCAUCUGCAUUUGCAUAUACCUGGAGUAAAUGGAAUGCUGAUUGUGGCAAGGACAAAAUCAUUAUUCAGGCUGUUGAACAACUGGAGGAUGAACAACCUUUAGAGGAAGACUGGUCAUUGUUCAAUAUUGGAACACAUAGUUCUUGCAAGCUACGAAUGAAGGAGGAUGACAGUGAACUUUCUGAUGAUCUUGCUGAAAAUACACAGCUUCACUCCGAUCUUUACCAUAUGGUGCUGGAUGGAGCCUCAGAGGGAGCACAGCAAAGAGUGAAGGCCUCUAACUUCUUAUUUAUUGACUGUGUAUAUCAGUUGCUGAAUGCUACAAAAAUCAUUACAUACUCAUAAAUAAUUUCUCGUUGGAAGCUUGAGUCCUAAGUUACAUCCCAAUGUUCAGACCUUGUUUGCCUAAAUAGCCUAGGCUAAUUAAAACGUAGAAAGGAUUUUACCAGUGUUGUCAUGUGGAAUUUGGAUAUAAUAUUAUUGAAUGACAUUCACUUGAAAACCAUAAUGAGUUUUCCUCCAAAUCAUUUUUUACUCGGCAAUAACAUAGUAAUAUAGAAUGUUUUCACAAACAUGUUCACAACGGUUGUACAUAUUUGUAAUAUGAAACCUUUAGGUAAAAAAAAAUAUCGUUACCUAUGUAUUGUAUUUGUCAAGGUGAAAGCUCUUAGAGUCUGCUGUACAUCAUCUGCUAGUAAAGCAAGGUUGAACUCCCUAUUUAUGUUGUAUCAUAGUUGGUCAUAGACGAAAAUGCUGGCCAUCUGUUAAUAUUAUUGUAAGUAUUUGUAGGCUUGUUAGCCACCCAGAUUGUAUUAAUGAUGUAAUAAAGAGUUUGUAAAGAAAA